AUGGCAAAGAUCUCAGUUGUUGGUAAAGGUAGUUGGGAGUUUCUCAAUAAAGAGCAGACUGCCGAAAGCAGUGAAGAAAAUGAUGGUUAUGUCGAAGACGAAGAUGAUGAUUGGGAGAGAAUGUAUGACGAUGAAUAUGACGAUCUUAUUCGAAAAUUCGGCAAUAGCAGUAAGUUAAUUACUGAUUCGGUGAAUGCUGUUUCAAAGGUAACUACGGGUGAGUUUUCAUUAUAUUUCAAAGUAUUUCUUGUUAUUAAAUCCGGAUGGUGAAUAACACUUACUGCCAAUCUAACUGGUUUGGAUGAGUUUUGGGACCGGAAGCUACUUGAAGAAUUUUCCUCGGCAAAGGUCGUAGGUAAGGAUCGUUCUGAUCGAGCAACUGCAGAACAGGUUCUGGAUAAACGUACGUUGCUUGUAUUAAGACGACUUUUGCAACGAGAUAUUUUUAAUAAAAUUGAAGGAUGCAUUAGUACUGGUAAAGAAGCGAAUAUCUACCAUGCUUUAACAAUCGAUGGCAAAAGUCUGGCCGUGAAGGUAUAUAAAACAAGUAUACUUAUCUUUCGAGAUCGCGACAGAUAUGUUAGUGGUGAAUUCAGGUAUCGACAUGGUUACUGUAAACAUAAUCCGAGAAAAAUGAUCACAGUGUGGGCAGAGAAAGAAAUGAGGAAUUUGUCCCGAAUGCAUUCAGCCGGGCUUCCAGUUCCAAAACCUGUAAUCGUUAAGCAGAAUGUUUUGGUUAUGGAUUUUAUUGGUAUCGAUGGCUGGCCAGCAGUACUUUUAAGAGAUGCUCACCUUUCAUCUGAGCUUGCUGACGCGCUUUAUAUUAAAUUAGUGGGUUUUAUGCGGAAAAUGUAUAGAGAUUGUCGACUAGUACAUGCCGAUUUGUCCGAAUACAAUAUUAUGGUUAUGGAGGAAAAGUUAUAUAUAAUUGAUGUAUCGCAAUCAGUUGAGCAUGAUCAUCCACGUUCGCUGGAAUUUCUUCGUUCAGACUGCUCAAAUGUCACAAAAUUCUUCAGAAGUAGAGGUAUUCCUGUGUUCUCUACCAGAGAUCUUUUUCGUUUGGUGGCUGAUCCGUCGAUUAAAACGGAAAGUGAACUACAGGAAUUCAUGACUAAAAGGACCUUCGAAACACCAGCCACUGAUGCUUUGUUUAUGAAUGCUUUUAUUGCUCAAAAAUUAGAACAAGUACUUUACUUUGAACGUGACCAACAAAUUGCAAAAGUUGGUGGAGAGAUUCCAAAUCCGUUCCAGACGAUGAUUUCACAAAUAAAGAACGAUGAAGAAGAGGUAAGGUAA
Molecule: messenger RNA, 1296 nt
Organism: Cercopithifilaria johnstoni
Lineage: Eukaryota; Metazoa; Nematoda; Chromadorea; Rhabditida; Onchocercidae
Source: the annotation of a GenBank genome assembly